Messenger RNA from Betta splendens (Siamese fighting fish), 2910 nucleotides. RefSeq names its product zona pellucida protein AX 1 (gene zpax1). NCBI's taxonomy places the organism in Eukaryota, Metazoa, Chordata, Actinopteri, Anabantiformes, Osphronemidae. The transcript has 21 exons. The coding region runs from base 138 to 2885 and encodes 915 amino acids. The record is from RefSeq and is a predicted model, not a curated record.
CUCACCUGUGUGUUGUGAUUAGGUGAUGUUAAAGCAGCUGGUGGUGCCUGGUCACGCAGAGAGCCGUUUGUGGGCUUUUAGUGCUAAGCUCUGGAAGGGCUUGGUUUGUAGUAGUUUGGCUGUGUUUAGACUGGAUCAUGCAGAGGCUUCAGAACAUCUUGUUAUGGAACCUGAUGGCUGCAGCAAUUGUCUUUGUUGAAGCAAAGUCAUAUGUGAUGCUCAAUCUGCAGUCAAGCAGCAGUUUGAAGUCUGAUUGUGUGGGUAAUCAGAUGAGGCUGUCCUUGGACAAGGCUCUGGCAAUAGGGAACCAGCUUGAGGUGGAAGCUAUAAAUGGCUCCCGGCACAUUGUGUUAAACCCCAGCCUGGCUGCUCAGUGUGGCUACAGCAUGGAGUCUGACCCGUGGGGCAACACCCGAAUUUACACAUCUCUAAUGGGCUGCUACGUCGGCAGCAGAGAAGAUAAAACAUUUGGUAUUGGUUUGAGACUUCAAAUGUACAAGCUGAGCACUUCAGAAAUAGUUAGUCGUGAUGUGACCCACACAUGCAGCUAUUCCCGGUGGGCCUCCAAAGAGAUCCUCUGUGAAAGGAACUUCAUGGAAGUGUCAAACUACAUGUCUACAUCUGAUGGUGAAGCUAAAGGCCACCAUUCUCUGGACGUUAAAGACCCAAAUCACAUUCCUGAUGCCUCUGGUCCAGCUUAUGACAUCUGGAAGAUGACGUUUUAUACUCCAGAACCACUGUCCAUGGUUCUGAGAGAGGCCCAGGACGCUGGCUAUGGUGCCAGGAUCACCUCAAACCGACUGGUUGUACGAAGCCCUUACAUGACGUCAUUGACGUAUCCUGAGAAUGUUGCUGGAAUACCCAUGGAAGUUCUGAGAGUGAGCACUUAUUACAAGUCGCACCACGGCUUAAGGGUCAUGAACCUGGCAGCUGCUUGUCCCACUGGCGGCGUCCUCUUCUCGGACGACCUAAUCUCCUGGUACGUGCCCCGGCGCGUGACUCCGCUCAUUGACGGCAGCUUUAAAGUCCUGGAAACGCACAUGGGCAUAAACGGGCAGAGGCUGGAGGAGUCUCAGAUGGAGGCGCGGGGGUACACGCUGUCCGUCAAAGACUUCCACAUUGUCAUCGAAAUUCCCAUUGGCUCCCCUGAUGGUUACUACAAGAGCCAUGCCCCAGAUUACCAGUACCACGUCACCUACAGCGUGGAACCCAUGCUUGAGGUGCUGUGGAAGUCUCCUAAAAGCCACGAUGACGUCCGAUACAAGGUGUUGUUCCCCAUUAGCACCCCUCUGCUGCAUCAACCUCCUCAAGUCAAAGACAACACGGUCAUCGAUGACCGGAUCUUCAGCGUCAGCUUGGGGACCUUCCUUCACGAUGUGGUGCUGAAGAACAUCACAUUUUCCACCGGCGCUCUCACGGUGGAGGAGUGCAACGCCCGGGGCUUCACCGUCCGCGAGUACAACUUCCCCAAUCGGACCAAGCGCUUCUCCUUGGAAGUGGCUUUUGACGCAGACGUUGUCAUUAAACGCAAUCCUGAACUCUUGGUCACACACUAUCUUCUCCCUCUGGUCUUUGGGUUUCUUAUUCUGCCUGAAGAGAGUCCGUUCAUGCACCCGGUUAAUUUGCAGGCAUCUGUGAAGGACAUUGUUCUUCCCAGCCUCACCGGCACCUGUGACCCAAAGAACUUCUACGUUAUUGUGAAAUAUGGGAGUCGAGGCCCCAACUUCCAGACCGUGGUUGGGGCUCGGCCGCUAACCCCUGAGCUUUCAGGGCUCUACAACGUCCAUGACAACGGCACACACGUCCAUAUGGUGGUGCCGUAUACAGCAGAGGACUCGGUGUUUGAGACGAUAACGUCCAAUUCGGUUCGAGCCAGACUUGACAUCCUACUGUUGGCCCCAAACAGCCACUGGGUGCUUGGUGAUCUCUAUCUGGCCUGUUCCUUCCCACUGAUAACAACCAGGUGCUUCCCCAAUGGAACCAUCACCGCUGUGGCUGUGAAGGUGGAAUCGGUGCCCGAUCUCGUUCCAAGCGCGCUGACGCUGAAGGACAAAUCCUGCAAACCGGUUCGCAGCAACGAUCGCUUUGCUUACUUCUCUUUCACCGCCAACUCCUGUGGGACCAUUAGAACAUUCUCUGAGCGGUACAUGCUGUAUGAAAACGUCAUUGGCCUCCAUUCCAACAAAGCUACGCAUAAAACACAAUUUCCUCUUGGCUACAGGCAAACGGUUUCCUGCUAUUACUUGAUAAAGAAGAAUCUCACUGUAUCCUUCCACAACAAGCCCAGAAGCAAGGACCCUGUAGCGGAGACUGGGUCGGGGCGGCUGCUGCUGCAAAUGAGGCUCGCCCGAGAUUCAUCCUACGAGCACUUCUACCAAGAGGAUGACUAUCCAGUGGUGAAGUACUUGCGGCAGCCUCUGUAUUUCGAGGUGGGGCUGAUUCAGUCCACAGACCCCCAUCUGGAGCUCAUCCUGGAGAACUGCUGGGCUACUCUUCACGAGGACAGGGCAUCUCUGCCCAGAUGGGACAUCAUUAUCAACACUUGUAAGAACGGUGGCGAUCGCUACGCGACAGACUUCCAUCCCGUUGUGAGUGACGCCACGGUAACCAGCCCAUCCCACACAAAGCGCUUCUCUGUGAAGAUGUUCGCCUUUACUCAAGAUGACGAGGUUCUGAAACACGAGAUCUAUGUCCACUGUGAUGCGGUGAUUUGUGAGCCACAUGGCCAUGCAGACGGCGCCUGCAGCGGCCAGUGUGUGCAUCCUACAGUCACAAGCAAAGCCAAACAUGAAGAGAUAAAGGGAAUAAAAAGGGAGCAAAGAAAUGCAGAGUCCAGCCACCAGAAGCAGAUAUCGUCUGGACCUAUUCUUCUGUUGAUUCCUUAAAUGUCUGAAUAAAUGGCUUCUUAGA